Ambispora leptoticha is the source of this 942-nucleotide messenger RNA. The record is from the annotation of a GenBank genome assembly. NCBI's taxonomy places the organism in Eukaryota, Fungi, Glomeromycota, Glomeromycetes, Archaeosporales, Ambisporaceae.
AUGCUUGACAAAAAAACCAUUACUUCCUUAGUCACGGUCCCAAUUACCCAAAAUAUUGCUUUAAUUAGGAUUUCAGGAACACAAACCUAUCAAAUUGUAACUAAAAUUUUUGACCGUCCUUUGCCGGAGUAUCCCCAAAAAAAGCCGCAAUUAAUUUUUGGCAAAAUUAUUAACUCAAAAAAAGAAAUUAUUGACGAGGUAUUAUUGCUUUGUUUUUAUAAGCCUCGUUCUUUUACUGGUGAGGAUGUAGUGGAAAUUAGUUGUCAUGGUAAUUUAUUUAUUGUUAACCAAAUAUUAAAAUUAGUUUUAGAAAACGGUGCGGAACUAGCUAAGGAGGGCGAAUUCACCAAACAAGCCUUUUUUAAUGGCAAACUGAACCUAAUCCAAGCCAAUGCAAUAAACGACUUAAUUCGGGCUCCCAGUUUACCGGCUGCCAAAUUAGCUCUCCAUAAUUUAAGCCCAGAAACUCAAAAGAAAUUAGAAACCAUUGAAAAUGAACUAUUAGAAAUUAUUGCUAAUGUCAAAGUAAAUAUUGAUUAUCCGGAAUAUGAUGGAGUAGAAUACCUAACUGGCAAAGCAGCACUUUCCCGUUUAAAUAAACUAUUAGAAAAAUUAGAAAUUAUCCGAAAAAGCGGGCAAAAAUCUCGGGUCUACCAAGAAGGAUUAAAAGUUGCCAUUGUCGGCAAGCCAAAUGUCGGAAAAUCCACCCUUUUAAAUUCCUUAUUGCAGGAAGAAAAAGCCAUAGUCUCCCCUAUUGCCGGCACUACUCGCGACAUAGUCGAAGCCCGCUAUAAUUUAAAUGGAAUUCCUUUAACUUUGCUGGAUACCGCUGGCAUUCACGAAACCCAAGAUAUAGUGGAAAAAAUUGGCGUAAAAAGAAGUUAUCAAGCCUUAGAAAAAGCCGAAAUCAUUUUUUUUUUAGUGGAUAAUUCCUGCCCGUGA